AUGAGUGGUCAUGUUGGUAACCUAAGUCUACAGCAACAAGAAGCAUUAAAUAAAUUUCGCCUCAGAUUCACCAAUAUCUUGCCACCAGAAGAGCUAGAUGACGAUUACUUCUUGCUGAGAUGGCUGAGAGCCCGAGAUUUCAAUUUACAAAAAUCAGAAGAAAUGCUAAAGAAGAAUUGUCGAUUUCGUAAAGAAUGGAAGAUUGAUAGAUUAGUCGCAGAGGACAAUGUUCCUGAGCUUUGGCGUACCUACUAUCCUGGAGAUUAUAUAGGAUAUGAUAAAGAUGAAGCACCCAUAUUCUUGCUAAAUAUUGGCAAAUUUGAUGUUAAAGGCGUCUUUUUAUCUAUGAAAGCAGACGAAAUAACUAAACAUGCUUUAGCGGUAGCGGAAAAAGGCAUGCAGUUAUGUGAACGGCAGAGCAAAAAGCUUGGAAAAAGAAUAGAAGGUGUAACAGUUAUUGAAGAUAUGGCAGGCAUGCCUAUGACUGGAUUUUAUAAACCAGCAAUAGCCCACUUUACUAAGGUGUUAGGAAUGUUUGAGGAUAACUAUCCGGAAUUUAUGAAACAUGCCUUUAUCAUUAACGCUGAUCAUCUGCAAAUACUUGAGCAAUACGUCGAUAAGGAUUUCAUUCCCAAAGCUCUUGGCGGUAAUCUUACCGAUGAAAAUGGCGAUCCACAUUGCUCUGCAAUAGUUGGAUCCGGUGGCAAUGUCCCACGGUCUCUUUAUCGCUCUGAACUAAUUAAAGAAUCUGCCCGCCCUUUGGACGAUUAUUCUUCGGUAGUAAUUGCUAGAGGGGAUUCUUUAAAAUUAAAUUACAAUAUUGAAACUUCUGGUGCGUUAUUAAAAUGGGAAUUUAAAACAGACUAUUACAACAUUGGAUUCGGUGUUAUAAAGGUAUUUAGAAAUGAUGAUGGAAGUGAAGAAAAUUACGAAGUGAUUCCCGUUAUAAGACGUAAUUGUCAAAUCGUAAUCGAAGAGGGCAGUUACCUUUGUGAAGAUCCUGGUACAUAUAUCCUGCAUUUCGACAACAGCUUUAGUUGGAUAACGAGCAAAAAAUUGUAUUACAUCAUUGAAGUUUUGCCACCGGAUGAAGCCGUACCGAACAACUUUGAUAUAGAAUUAAACAAUUCUUUAUCCGAUAAGCCAAUAGUGAAUGAAAAUGGCGAAUAA
Molecule: messenger RNA, 1170 nt
Organism: Trichoplax adhaerens
Lineage: Eukaryota; Metazoa; Placozoa; Uniplacotomia; Trichoplacea; Trichoplacidae
Exons: 14
Coding region: 1-1170 (389 amino acids)
Cellular component (GO): cytoplasm
Source: RefSeq, a predicted model, not a curated record